Messenger RNA from Cyclopterus lumpus (lumpfish), 1462 nucleotides. It is a transcript of the gene ppp1r14aa, whose product is annotated as protein phosphatase 1, regulatory (inhibitor) subunit 14Aa. The transcript has 5 exons. Gene Ontology annotation, cellular component: cytoplasm. Gene Ontology annotation, molecular function: protein serine/threonine phosphatase inhibitor activity. Gene Ontology annotation, biological process: regulation of phosphorylation. The record is from RefSeq and is a predicted model, not a curated record. NCBI's taxonomy places the organism in Eukaryota, Metazoa, Chordata, Actinopteri, Perciformes, Cyclopteridae. Bases 198 to 689 code for a protein of 163 amino acids.
UCAGGAUGUUUGUCCCUUGAGGACCGAAUCUCAUUUGGAGGAGCGGACGAGACCGUGUUCUUGUUCAGGGUGUCGACCCGGGAUCAGGUGAGUCGGCGUUGCAGCCAAUGACCAAUCAGCUGUCGGCUUUAAAGACCGGGGUACAACUCCAGCAGGCGGUCAGACUCAGCGGCUCAGUUGUCUAGACCAGACCAGCCAUGGCAGCCGAUCGCAAGGCGGCGACGCGUGAGGAAACGGACGAACUUCAUUCAUCGGAACCGGGAUUGUGUCCGAACCACGGCGGCCCCAUCCCUAAGAGGCACGCCCGAGUUACUGUGAAGUACAACAGGAAGGAGCUGCAGAGGCGGCUGGACUUGGAGAAGUGGAUCGACGAGAGCCUUGACCGGCUGUAUUCGGGACAGGAAGGGGACAUGCCAGAUGAGGUGAACAUUGAUGACUUGAUUGACCUGCCUAAUGACGAGGAGCGACUCAAAAAGUUACAGGAGCUUCUUCAAAGGUGCAGUAGCAACACAGAGACCUUCACCAGAGAGCUGGUGGCGAAGCUGGAGGGAGUUCACAAGCAGGACGAGCUGCAGAGCGAAGGCAUCGAGCAUCCGGUCAUCUGCCACAGCCACCCUCGCCACGAGCCCUACCACUUUAACAACCCACAACACUCCCACCACGCCCGAGGCCAGAACCAGACCCUCUGACUCCCCACCUUGGGGGAACAAUAGAGUGCUGCAGGAAGUAUGCUAUAAUAGGUCUAUAUAAGGCCUGUGGUUAACACGUUCUGUUUGGUGAAAUCACAUUUGACAGUAAAUAUCCCUAUUUGUAAAUUGUGAAACCUUUACGUUUCUUAAAACGGGUGGUUGCUAACAAAUGGCUAAAUGAAGGUUGGGGAAUAUAACGUGAGCUUUUUACUUCUGGUGAAAAUCACAGAAGUGGUGGUCGCUUAUUUUCUGCAAUAAUGUAAAAUCCAAUGCAAGAAUCCCACUGGCUCUUCCGGGUGGACCUAAAGCAUCCCUGCAGCACUCUAUUGGCCAAUAAGACGUGAAAUAGAAAUAGAUUUAUAGCCCUAAGAGCGAGGGCUUCACUCUCCAGAUGCUCUUCAUCCCUAAUAGUCCGUAAUCAUACAGGGAGAAAUGCGUCAUAGAAAUAUAAAUGUUUCCACUCUCAGUGUUCCCAAAAUACAUUUUAUUUGUGGCACCAAAACCUGUGACUCUCCCUUUGACUCGACUGGAACAAGCUGUCAAUAUCUUGCUCUUUAAUAACACAGAUUAAAUACACGUAUAUGUCUUAUUUAACAUCUGUUUGAUUAUGACAGUCAUGAAUUUUAUUUAUUAUCAUGAUUACAGGACCCAACAUACUAGUACGAUGCGACACUGUUUGCAUUGCGUAUGCGCAUAACUUUGUAACACUUCACUGUCAUUCAUCCCUUCUGUUUUCCAUUUACUACAUUUUGAUUAUGUAAAGAGACACUAGU